This is a messenger RNA of Columba livia (rock pigeon), 2770 nucleotides long. RefSeq names its product keratin-associated protein 10-4. Bases 102 to 2333 code for a protein of 743 amino acids. The record is from RefSeq and is a predicted model, not a curated record. Lineage: Eukaryota; Metazoa; Chordata; Aves; Columbiformes; Columbidae. The transcript has 4 exons.
UGAAAUCAUAUAAAAGGAUACAUAUUGUAGAGUUUCUCAAACCAUUUCGGUUUCAUUUGCUAGUUGCUGGUGGUGAACUGGACAUUACCCUUCCCUCAAAGAUGCAGUGUGAAAAUGAUUACCAAGUCAGACAGAUCUGCCUUCCACCUCCAACCAUCUUGGUGAAGAAUUUUCCUGUGAAAAAUCGUGUGGAUCCCUGUGGCACCGUCUGUAACAUCCAGUGCUUGCCUCCACGUGUGGAACCCUGCUGCUAUCGAGGGGUUCCUCGGGGCACCACCACUUACGUGAACCUGAGUAAUCUUGGUGUGACACAGACUGCUGGUUGCGUAGAUCCAUGCUGCCUUGGACUCACCACACGUGUGUCUCCGUGCUGUGAGGAAGUGACCAAGUGCACCACCAAGUGUGCAGUCCCAUGCUGCUGCAAAGUGACCGAGUGUAUCACCAGAUGUGAAGAUUCAUGCUGUGAGGAAGUGACCAAGUGCACCACCACAUGCGAGGAUCCGUGCUGCAAGGAGGUAACCAAGGGCACCACAACAUGCGUGGAACCAUGCUGUGGAGGUGUGAGUGAAUGUACCACCGAGUGUGUGGAUCCAUGCUGCCAGGAAGUGACCAAGUGCACCACCAGAUGCAUAGAUCCAUGCUGCCAGGAAGUGACCAAGUGCACCACCAGGUGCAUAGAUCCAUGCUGUAGACCUGCGACCAGAUGUGCCACCACAUGUGUUGAACCAUGCUGCCAGGAAGUGACUAAGUGCACCACCAGAUGCAUAGAUCCAUGCUGUAGACCUGUGACUAGAUGUGCCACCACAUGUGUGGAACCAUGCUGCAGCAAAGUGACCCAAUGCACCACCACAUGUGUUGAUCCAUGUUGUGGGGAAGUGACCAAAUGCACCACCAGGUGUGUGAACCCGUGCUGUAGAGAGGUGACAAGGUGUACCACCAAGUGUGUGGAACCAUGCUGUAGAGAAGUGGCAAGAUGUUCUACCCGGUGUGUUGAUCCAUGCUGUAGAGAAGUGACAAGGUGUACCACCAGGUGUGUGGAUCCCUGCUGCAGAGAGGUGACCAAGUGCACCACUAAGUGUGUGGAUCCAUGUUGCGACAGAAUGACCAAGUGCACAACACGGUGCGUAGAUCCAUGCCGUGGAGGUUUCACCAGAUGCACCACUAAGUGUGUGGAUCCAUGCUGCAGCAGAGUGACCAAGUGCACCACCGAGUGUGUGGAACCCUGCUGUGAAAAAGUGACCAAGUGUACCACUGAGUGUGUGGAACCCUGCUGUGAGCAAGUGACCAAGUGCACCACCUCAUGCGUGGAUCCGUGCUGCGAGCAGGUGAUCAAGUGUACCACUGAGUGUGUGGAACCCUGCUAUGAGCAGGUGACCAAGUGCACCACCUCUUGUGUGGAACCCUGCUGUGAGCAGGUGACCGAGUGCACCACCUCAUGUGUAGAACCCUGCUAUGAGCAGGUGACCAAGUGCACCACCUCAUGUGUAGAACCCUGCUAUGAGCAGGUGACCAAGUGCACCACCUCAUGUGUAGAACCCUGCUGUGAGGAAGUGACCAAGUGCACCACCACAUGUGUGGAUCCGUGCUCUGAGGGCGUUCAGGUUGUAACGAAGUGCGUGGAUUCCUGUCCCACUGCCUGUGUUACACAAGCUGUGCCUGUGUGCGUGUGCGCCUCUACCUGUGGCCGGCCCUACGCCAUCAGAUGUGCAGAUGUCUGCUGUCGUAAAUGCAAGGCUCCUUUAGUGGUCUGGUGUCCAUACCCCUGGGCUCCCUUGUUUCCGGAGAUGAGUCCGUGCAAACCAUAUAAAAAGGUUCCCAUUUUAAUGCUCACACAAGUUCAUUUGACUUCUCCCUCACUCACCUCUAUUGGUGAACUGCUUUACCAGCACAUCAGAAGUAUGUCUUUUUGCGAGCAGUGCAAGCAGCCCUGCCUGCCCCCUCCCAUUUGUGUGCAGAAAGCCACCAAGUGCGUGGAGCCCUGCCAGACGGUGUGCGCGGAGCCCUGCAGCAGCGUCUGCGUGAAGCCAUGCCCCACGCCGUGCAUGGAGGUCUGCCCAGCGCCCUGUGCCACUCAGUGCACCACGUCCUGCACCACCCAGUGUGUGGAGCCUUGUGUCGCCCAGUGCGUGGAGCCUUGCACCACCCAGUGUGUGGAGGUCUGUCCCCCCACGUGUAUUGAUGCCUGCAUAAAGCCAUGUGCCACUCAGUGCCCAACCCACUGCACAACCCAGUGCGUGGAGCCCUGCACCACCCAGUGCACCACCAAGUGUGUCGACUCAUGUGAGACCGUGGUCCUGGAGCCGUGCAGCACGUGCUGCUCUCGCCCAUGCUGAUUGCUUUAACACCUGAGCCUGGUGUGCAGUCCUGAUGUUUUGGUGCAUUGCAGUAUCCAUAGGCUUGUGAAUAUCCAUGGAAUGAAAACCAGGUUACAGACCCCACUGCGAUGUAACGAGAUGUCUCCCAGACUGGUUACCCCAUGCUCUCUCUGUCUUAAAAAAUACUUCUUUGAAUGUUUCCAGUCUGUAUCUUUCACUCCUAUGAUACUUCUGCUCCUGCUAUCACAGCACUUUUUUUGUUGGUAACUGCAGUUGGCCAAUACUGAACUGCUGGGCAUCUUGGGAAAUUAUUUUGCAAUGGCUGUACUGUAAGCAGUUGAUGUUGGAAGAUGUCUCCCCUUCUGUUCUUUAAUUCCCAUCUUGUCUUCUGAUGUAUGUCCUCUUAUCUUUUAAUGUCUAUGUGCAGCAAUAAAAAUUGACCGUCGAUGGCAUAA